Liolophura sinensis is the source of this 2546-nucleotide messenger RNA. RefSeq lists its product as uncharacterized. NCBI's taxonomy places the organism in Eukaryota, Metazoa, Mollusca, Polyplacophora, Chitonida, Chitonidae. The transcript has 6 exons. The record is from RefSeq and is a predicted model, not a curated record. Bases 529 to 1509 code for a protein of 326 amino acids.
UCCGGUAUGUCAGUGUAUAAAACCUAGACCUGUGCUCAGGUCCGAUACGGAUUCAGCCAAGGCCGGGCUAUAUUUUGUCACAAAAUCAGACAAACCUUACGUACGAGAUAGUAUCGUCGGUGUGCGCUUCAUAAUAACACAUGUAGGCCACCUUUCUGUGCAGUACUGUGCUUGUUGUUGAUUGUUACGGAAGUAUUUUAUGAUGUGUACAUGAAAGUGCUUUGCUACAGUGAGUCUUUAGUAUCAGCUACAGCACUGAAGUCAGACGCGACCAACACACCCGAGGAUAUCUGCAACUGGAAUUCAUGUGCUGACGGAUAUAGGCAGUAAGACAAGGACUUCAGAAGAACUAUCGUCUGCAACAGAAGCGAGUUCACGUACAGUAUGGCCAUUGUAGGCAGUAUGUAACGUGCAUCCUGAAAACGAAAUCUUGCAAUUCAAUGUCCGUCGAAGAAACACCGAAGUUUAGAUUCAUUAUUUGCUAGGAAAGCUGACAGGAGAUUUUGCAGGACAACAAAGAGAAGCGAAAUGGAAACUGGAUGGGUGACCGUCAUAUUGCUUGUGGGCGUUGUUUUGGGCCCAGUGGCAGUAUUCCCGAAGCGGGUCACGUGUCUCGAUCGACCGGGGAGCAAUAUCAAGGUAACUUGUCCCAGAGGUGAGGUUAUCAUGAACUUGAAGGUCAAGGUUGGAAAGAGCUCAGCUGAUCCGGGUUCCUCAAAACGCUGCACAUCGAAUCGGAAACACGACUGUAUGGGAUUAACACCGGAAGUCGUAGCUCAAACAAACAACUGUUACUUCCGGAACCAAUGCUCGGUCCAACUGAGCCCCCUGAUGCCAAUCACCAACUCUGAAAAUCGCUCCUGUCUUGCCAGGACGCCGGAUUAUGCCAUACUGGAGUCGUGGGACUGCAUCUGUGAAAGAUCUUUGAAAUACGUCUGCGAUGCCAUGGAAAGUGACCAGCUCGUAAAGAAAAGCGAAGGCCGACUUGUCAGCCACCGGAGCUACCCUUGGUUCUACCCGAAGCACGGAAACGACCGUUACUGUCGAGUGUCCUUUGCCCAGCAGCCCAGCUAUAAAUUGACCUUGUGGUCGGAUGAUAUCGACCUUGACCCGGACGGCCACGACAACGUGUCCUUGUACAACGUGACGUCAGAGGACAGCCAGGCUAUCGGCGAGCCGCUGAUGUACUCCACGCAGGGCUUCAACGAGACUAUAACCUCGUCAACCAUACAGCUCGUCUUCUUCAUCAAUCAGAAGACGAAGGCGGGACGAGGAUUUAUAAUCAACUACAAAUGGACGGCCAUUGACAGCAAUGGGGAGACAACUCCAGGAACAGAUGAUUGUAAAGACAAAAAACGCAGAAGGAAUGGUAAUAAAGGCAAGAAAGAAAGGAAAAUGAUGAAUCGAAAAGGAAAAGGAAAGAACAGAAAGAAAAAACGCCGAAACCGAGGUAAAAAAGCCAGAAAUCGUAGAAGGAAGUCUGGAAGGCAUCAGGAACAAGAACAAUAGCGUCAGAGACUAAAACAGGCUACUUCUGCAGUUUAUAUGCUAUAUAUGAUUAAAGAUAUAUAACUGUGUAAAAAUGGGGGUAAAACUUUUGUACGAAACAAUAGAAGACAACUUUUUGUCAAAUGAGAAAUAAAUCAGAACUCACGCACGGAUAAUUUCUGUUCGUGGGCUCCUUUUAUAUAGCCUUUAUUUUGUAAUCUUUCGGACCACAGUAAGCCGUGACGUAUACUGUGAACCAUUUAGUGCAUACAACAAUUUGACAGAUAAAUAACUGUAUGUGUGUAUAUAUAUGCAAUGUAAUCAGAUUAGCGAAUUACACGUGCAAGAGAAAGUGCUUUUGAUGGGAGCGUGCAGUGCUGAAUGGGCUCAUAUCAACAGUUCAAAAUGGACGAUAUAAUAUAGACAUGUGCUUGAAUAAAUAGGAAAAUCGACUUUUCUAUCUAUCUAAGAACAAUAUUUUGGAAAAUUACCUAAAAUUAUACAGCUAAAUAUGCAAAUAGGAUUACAGAUGUUUUUGUCUCUUGGAGUAAAGGCUGAGACUGAUGAUAUAAAGACACACUACUUAAUUAAAUCUCCGGCUCUCAUUAAUAAAGCAACCCACAUGUUCCAUAAUUAUUUCAUUAGAUUUUGCGUUUGUGUUCAGCAUUUUCAUACCACAAGCACAUUUUGGAGAAUCAGAAAGGAGAUUGUCAAAUAGAUCGCCAUUGAGAUUACUGCAGCCAUUUUGUGGGCUCUGGAAUCCUUAUUCACUUAUUAGGCUACAGGUAGGUGUCCCGGAUGCAACUCCGAAGAUUGAUCAUUGAUAUGACAAUUAAAUCAAUGUCGAGUUAACAACCUGCGUUGUCUGUAUUCUGCCUUGAUGUAUAACCCAUAAUAGUCAUUAAUCAUGUCUUGGGCAAAGUACGAGUUACUUUUUUUUGCAUAAACAUUGCAUUUACAGGAGUAGAUGUAUUCAGAUGUUUCACUCAUUAUUUCAAGCUGACAACUGUUGCCAUUAAACACUGUAUUGUCACCCUUCUUUGCGAAAGCACACUCAA